Molecule: messenger RNA, 2093 nt
Organism: Amaranthus tricolor (Joseph's coat)
Lineage: Eukaryota; Viridiplantae; Streptophyta; Magnoliopsida; Caryophyllales; Amaranthaceae
Product: pentatricopeptide repeat-containing protein At3g53170
Exons: 3
Coding region: 201-1658 (485 amino acids)
Molecular function (GO): protein binding; mRNA binding
Source: RefSeq, a predicted model, not a curated record
UCACAAGCGAGUGACUAGUGAGCAACUAAGAAGGUAAAUUCAAACUCAUAGUCACAACUAAACUAACUGGCGUUUACAAAGCUCCCUAAAUUCCCUUCAUUCUGUUUCUGUGUCAUAUCUCCUUACUCUCUCCGUAUUACAUAAAGAAAUCAUCCAAAUUAUCUCCAACAGAUAUUCUUCAUCAACCCUUGAUCAAUUUUAUGGAGAAAAUGCUUGUAAAAUCACCUAAUCUGAGCUUGUUAUCGUCGUCUUUUCUGCCGUCAAUGUGUUCGAAGAAAUGUUUGAAUAAAGGAAAUCAGAAAAGAGUAAAAUUGUCAAAUGGGUUUCGCGUAAAAGCAAAGAAAACCGGGGAAUCCUCGUUAAAGGGUCUUCAAAAACAGCAGAAUAAGGAGUUAUCCAGGAUAAUGUGGACUGAGGCAGCAAUUAAAGCUAUAGAGAGAAAAUCAGGAUCUAGAAAGUAUAAAAAUUUGUGGCCAAAAGCUGUUUUGGAAGCUUUAGAUGAAGCUAUUAAGCAGUACAAAUGGGAGUCUGCUCUCAAGAUUUUUGGACUCCUGCGCAAACAGCAUUGGUACAAACCAAGAUGCCAAACAUACACAAAGCUUCUGAUGAUGCUGGGGAAAUGUAGGAAAGUGGAGCAGGCUAGCUUGCUUUUUGAGGUGAUGCUGUCCGAUGGGCUUCAACCUACUGUUGACGUUUUCACUGCGUUGGUAAAUGCUUAUGGGACAUGCGGUCUCUUUAGUGAAGCAUUUUCAACCAUCAAUGACAUGAAAUCUGUGUAUGACUGUAGACCUGAUGCUUAUACAUACUCGAUACUUCUUACCUCCUGCAUUAAGCACCGCCAAUUUGAUCUUGUAAUUCAGAUUCUUGCUGAGAUGUCAUUUCUGGGAAUCAAAUGCAGUACAAUUACAUACAACACUUUAAUAGAUGGAUACGGCAAGGCUAAAUUGUUCGAAAUGAUGGAAAAUUUAUUAUCUGACAUGAUUGAUAGUGACACAUGCCAUCCAGAUGUUUUCACAAUGAACUCAUUCGUUUCGGCAUAUGGGAAUUGUGGGAAAAUUGAGAAGAUGGAGAGGUCAUAUGAAGAGUUUCAGUUGAUGGGGAUAAGCCCAGAUGUGAGGACCUUUAACAUCUUAAUCAAGUCGUAUGGGAAAGCAGGUAUGUAUCAGAAAAUGGAAUCUGUUCUGAAUUUCAUGAAGACACGGUUCUUCUCUCCAACUGUUGUGACAUUUAAUACUGUAAUUGAUACAUAUGGUCGAGCUGGUAUUAUUGAGAAGAUGGAUGAAUUUUUCCUGAAAAUGAAGCAUCAGGGUAUGAAGCCUAACACCAUUACAUAUUGCUCACUUGUAAAUGCUUAUAGUAAAGCUGGGAAGUUAUCCAAAGUGGACUCAAUUCUCAGGCAAGUUGAGAACUCAGAUGUGAUUUUGGACACUCCAUUCUUUAAUUGUGUCAUUAGUGCUUAUGGGCGCGCAGGAAAUGUUGAUAAAAUGAAUGAGCUAUUCUCGGAUAUGAAGGAAAAGAACUGUGAGCCAGAUUAUAUAACCUUUGCUACCAUGAUACAAACAUACAAUGCCAAGGGGAUGACUGAAGAUGCAAAAAAUACAGAGGCAAAGAUGAUGUCCUUGCAAAAUUUUUCAGGACCUAAGCUGCUUGGGUGCUAGUUGAUUUUGCUCUGUGGACUACCUUCACGUUUGGCUAUCGAUGCAAAUUGAAAGCUUUGGUGGGCUUUAAGAAGGCUGGCUUGUACUGUUACGGUAAUGGUAUAACUUCCCCACGCUGUUCAUUUAUUAGUUUAGAUUAGCUUACAGUGUUAUUAUAUGCACUCUUUGUUGGUCACUUGACAAAUUUAACCCUUGAAUCAAAAGUCUCUUAUUACUCCCAAGGAUCCCUUACUUGUCAUGACCAGAGGCAUUAGAAUGGCUUCUGUGUUUUAUUCGUACUGAUCGUGGUUACAGCUUUACUUCACUUAAUAUAAACCAAAUUGGCAUCUUAUUUUUCAUCUUUAGUUCAGUAAAAUAAACUUUCAUGUGAUGCCAAUGAUUCAUGUUUCACGUGUUAGAUCAAGUGGAGCGGUUUAUUUAACCACUAGCUUGACG